AUGGCAUCAUCUAUCGUAUUGGCUAAGGCAAACGAGUUCACUCACAUUUUGAGAAUCCAAAACACAAACGUCGAAGGUAAACGCAAGGUCAUGUUCGCUCUCAGAGUUAUCAAGGGAGUCGGAAGAAGAUUCUCCAACCUCAUCUGCAAAAUCGCUCAAAUCGACCUCAACAAGAGAGCAGGAGAAUUAACCGAACAAGAGAUUGAAAAGGUCAAUGAUAUCCUCGCCAAGCCAACUGACUAUAACAUUCCCAAAUGGUUCUUGAACAGACAAAGAGAUAUCAGAGACGGUAACUGGACUCAAUUGAUCUCCAACGCCUUGGACACCAAGCUCAGAGAGGAUUUGGAAAGAAUGAAAAAGAUCAGAUGUAACAGAGGUCUCAGACACUUCUGGGGACACAAGGUCAGAGGUCAAAAGACUAAGUCAACUGGAAGAACCGGAAGAACCCUCGGAGUCACCAAGAAGAAGUGA
Molecule: messenger RNA, 471 nt
Organism: Stylonychia lemnae
Lineage: Eukaryota; Ciliophora; Spirotrichea; Sporadotrichida; Oxytrichidae
Source: the annotation of a GenBank genome assembly